Messenger RNA from Dicentrarchus labrax (European seabass), 2913 nucleotides. RefSeq names its product CTD (carboxy-terminal domain, RNA polymerase II, polypeptide A) small phosphatase like 2a (gene ctdspl2a). The transcript is spliced from 13 exons. The record is from RefSeq and is a predicted model, not a curated record. Gene Ontology annotation, molecular function: phosphoprotein phosphatase activity. Bases 319 to 1743 code for a protein of 474 amino acids. Lineage: Eukaryota; Metazoa; Chordata; Actinopteri; Moronidae.
UACAUACACACACAUACACACACACACCAUAGCCAUUUUCCUGUUGACUCCGCGCUCCGCCACGUUGGUUCCCCUACGUGUGUGUGUCGCAUUCUCUUGCGCACCACCAACGUUAUGUUUGUGAUGAGGCGGGAAAUGGCGUCCGCAGACAUGGUUGAUCAGUGACUAGCUACCGAGCGACAGACACAGCUGGGCGAGCAACAAACCACGGCCCGACCUCAACCGGUGGCCGUCACGGUCGCGGCCGAGAGCUGACAACGCUGCGCCAACUUCUGAGGAGCUCCCAGGGUCGUCAAUUUUUCUAUGUGACGUUGGAGCAUGAUGAGGCUGAGAGUGCGUAAAGCUCCUCAGCAGCCAAACAUAGGCCGUCGAACCCACCCAUCCCAGGCCAAACGGAAACACUGUGAAGUGGAGCCAUCCCCUGUGAGAGGUCGAGGCAAAAUGCAGAAGAAUGAAACAGGCCUGUUGUCCACUAUAAAGAAAUUCAUCCGUGGAAAUGCAGUUAAGGUGGAGCAGGAAAUCCCCGCCAAGAGGAGUCGUAUUGAUUGUAAUUCUGAUAGCGAUCUAAUUACUUCAACACCACAGACAAGAGGCCUUUCCAACAAAUCAGUCUCCAGAGUUUGUCGGAAAACUCCAAAUAAAGACACAAUGACCUGCAACAGUAAACCCCUGAAACCAAACGGUAAACUAGAGGCCCCUGUCGAAGCAGCAAGCAGCCCCCCACGCACCACCCUGCUUGGAACCAUCUUCUCUCCAGUUUUCAACUUUUUCUCACCAGCAACUAAAACGGCCACUCCUGGUUCAGACUCUCCUGGCCAAGCGAUGGAGGCAGAGGAAAUCAUGAAACAGCUGGACAUUGAGCAGGCAGAAGAAAUGCCAAGCAGCACUCUUACAUCCACAGAGGGCAUCACUCUGUGUCACACUGCCCCAAUAUUACCACAGAGGCUUCAGAUUACCUCCGACACGGCCGUAGAAGAAGGGGAAAUUGUCACUGAAACUGACAUGCCACCGUUAACAGUUCCUGGUUGUAUGCCAGAUGGUGGUUACCCACACGCGUUACCUCCACCUCCUGCAGAAACCUCAUAUGAUGAGGACUGGGAAGUUUUUGAUCCGUACUUCUUCAUCAAACAUGUGCCUCCGCUGACAGAAGAGCAGUUAACACGCAAACCAGCGUUACCUUUGAAAACACGCAGCACACCAGAGUUUUCUCUCGUUUUGGACCUGGACGAAACUCUGGUCCACUGUAGUUUGAAUGAGCUAGAAGAUGCAGCCCUGACAUUCCCUGUGCUCUUUCAAGAUGUAAUAUACCAGGUGUAUGUUCGGUUGAGGCCCUUCUUCCGCGAGUUUCUUGAGCGGAUGUCUCAAAUGUAUGAGAUUAUUCUCUUCACGGCUUCAAAAAAAGUCUACGCCGACAAGUUGCUCAACAUCCUGGAUCCAAAAAAACAGUUGGUCAGGCACAGGCUAUUUCGUGAGCACUGUGUGUGUGUUCAAGGAAAUUACAUUAAAGACCUAAACAUACUGGGACGGGAUCUUUCCAAGACGAUAAUAAUCGACAACUCACCCCAAGCCUUUGCCUAUCAGCUUUCCAAUGGGAUUCCUAUUGAGAGCUGGUUUGUGGAUAGAAACGACAAUGAGCUUCUAAAGCUUGUUCCUUUCCUCGAGAAGCUUGUGGAGCUGAAUGAAGAUGUCAGGCCGCACAUCCGUCAACAGUUUCGUUUGCACGACCUUCUUCCUCCAGACUGAGGACCUCACGUUUGUCUUUCAGUUCAAGAUGGUAUCAACAUUGGGAAAAAAAAAAAAAAACUUACCCCCAGAAGGAAAUAUUCAAUGGAUUACUCUUUGCAAACACAACAUUGCCAUUAUUAUUAUUCUUAUUAUUAAUAUAAUUUUUUAAAUCAUGCAAAAAAAAUUUAAAGCUAUGUUUGAGUCAAAAAGCUCUGGAUGUUUUUAUACACACUCAAACCAGACUCGGAACAAACAGACCUGCUCGCUGCGGCGGCCAUUUCUUUUUAGUGCGACUUUGAAGACGGCCUCCUGGAAGGUAUUUUGUCUUUUAAGAACCAUUUUGGAUUGACAAAUCUGAAUGUCAUGCAGUGUUGGAUUAUAUGGACCUUGGUGGCUUCAGCCUGACCUUGAACGGCCAGUCAAACCUGUAUAAUAUUCAAUCUAUUUACUUGUAAAUAUAUGUACAUAGGUUUUUUUUUUUUUUUCUUCAAGGUUUUUAUGUCAUUUUAUUUUCACUUCAGAUUUUAGUAUGUAUUCUUUUGAUUCGGUUGCUUUUAUAAACCAACAACAUGUUAGUGUGUUUUGUUUGAAGUUGUUGAUAAACAGCUGCUUUUCUGUUGUAUGCCUGCAUUAUUCCUGUGAUGCUUUACUCCAUUACAUGCAGUUGUCUGUAAUAAGGUGCAGUUUUGAAAAAAUGUAUCUUUGGGAGGAAAAUGUUUCUGAAACAAUAUUUUAAAGUUAUGUAAUGUAAUCUAGAAUAGAGUCUCGACUGAAUACAAAGCCAUAGUGGCUGAAUUAUAAUUUUGGAGAUUUGUAUUUGAGAGUCCAUUUCUGAUUUCAGCACCUCCAUCGUCCUCUUUAAUGAGGGGUGGGGUGGGGUGAAUCGGGGUGGGUGGGUUUCAGGCAUCUUGCACUUUGACAUCCAGCCCUUUGUAAGUUGAUGUAAAAUGUUGUCACUUUUCUACACAGGUGUGUAUCACCUCAAUUUGUUAUGUGGGGGAAAAAAUGAAAUUGUAGCACCAGCAAAUUGCCAACAUGUUUGCUUUGAAAUCUUGUUUUCCAAGACGUCUUGUAUGUGGGAUCUUUAUGAUGUAGGAGUCACAAGUUUUAUUGACUAUUGAAUGAUCACUCCUGUUGUAUUCAGUGUUACUUAAUGGUUUCCUUGAAAAUAAAUACAUUUUUAUACGA